AUGUCUUCUGCGAACAUAAAUAAUAAUAUCAAACGUCAUUUAAUUGAUAUAAAACCAAAUCGAGAAAAUAUUCGUUUAAUUUAUUUAAAUAAUACAGAACCAACAUUUGACAUACAAUCAAAUUUACUUAAAAUAAAUCCAGCUGCACAAUUUUAUACGGAUAUUCAAUUAUGUAUUGAUAUAAUAAAAACAAUUUCUAAUGAAAAUAUUUUUUUAAUUAUUUCAAAUAUAUUAUUAUCAAAUAUUUUCGAUUAUAUUUAUUCUUUACAAUCAAUUAUUGCUAUUUUUAUUUAUGAUGAUAAACAACAAAUAAAUGAAUUGAAAAUUAAAUGUCCAAAAAUAAUUGAUACAUAUACAAAUCAAUAUGAUUUAUUUAAAUCUAUUGAAGAAAAAAUUCAAUUUAUUGAAAAACAAACAUUUAUUUAUAGUUUAUUUAAUCAAAAACAUAAAUUAAUAACAAAUGAAUCAGCUUCAUUUCUUUGGUAUUAUAUGUUAAUUGAUAUUCUUAAACAAAUACCACAAAAUGAAUCUUUACAUGAUGAAAUCUUAAAUAAAUGUUCAGAUUAUUAUCGAACAAAUCGUUUAGAAUUAGAUAAUAUUGAAUUAUUUCGUCAAAAUUAUCUAACACAACAAGCUAUACAAUGGUAUAAAAAUGAUUGUUUUAUGUAUAAAUUAUUAAAUCGUGCAUUACGUACAAUAGAUUUUGAAAUUUUAUAUUCAAUUCGUUUUUUUAUUAUUGAUUUAUAUUUUCAAAUAAAAAAAGAAUAUAAAAAUAUUAAAAAACAAGAAUAUUUAAUUGUUUAUCAUGCACAAAUUAUGUCUAUUGAAGAAAUUAAAAAAUUAAAAAAAUAUAUUGGUUAUUUAAUAUCAAUCAAUAAUUUUUUAUUAACAUCAUAUAAUAAAAAUUUAUUAUUAAAAAAUUAUUUUCAAGAAAAUUUUUCAAUAUAUGUUAAUGUUCUUUUUGAAAUUCAUAUUGAUCUUAGAAUUGAAACAAUUAGUUUAACUAAUAUAUCAUCAUUAUGUCAUGAAAAUGAAAUUUUAUUAAAUAUAAAUUCUAUAUUUAAAAUAGAUUCUAUAGAAUAUGAUUCUAUAAAUAAUUUAUGGAAUAUUAAACUAAUAACAAAUGAUGAUGAAACAAAACAUGUUCAUGAAUAUUUAAAAUGGACUCAAAAAGAAAUGGAUUAUGAUAGUUCAAUGAUUUAUUUUGGUUAUCUUUUAUGGAAUGAAUUAGGUCAAAUGAAUCAAGCAAAAAAUUAUUUUCAUAUAUUAUUAAAAUUAUUAACAAAUAAUAAUAGAGAUAUUGCAAAAAUUUAUAUUGAAUUAGGAAAUAUAAAUAAUGAAAUUAAAGAAUAUAAAUUAGCAUUAGAAAAUUAUGAAUAUGCUCUUGAUAUUUAUCAAAAACAAAUACCAAAAGAUAAUAUUCAUAUUGCUUUAGUAUUAAAUCAUAUUGGAAUUGUUUAUAAACAUAUGGGUAAAUUUGAUCGUGCUAUUGAAUAUUAUCAACAAUCAUUAGAUAUUUAUGAAACUACAUGUUCACAUAAUACAGAUCAUAUUCAUCGAACUAAUACUAUGGUUAAUAUGGCCUUAGCAUAUAGAGAUAAAAAAGAUUUUCAUACUGCUCUUACUUAUCUAAUGCAAGCUUAUAAUAUUCGUCAUGAUAUUCUUCCAAAUGAUGAUCCAUUACUUGCAAAUUCAUUAAUUAAUAUUGGUAAUAUCUAUUGUGAUAAACAUGAUUUAAAUCAAGCUCUUGAUUAUUAUCAACAAGCUUUAUCAAUUCAAGAAAUAGUCUAUCCAGAUGAUCAUUUAAAUAAAGUCCAUACACUACAAACUAUUGGUCAUAUUUAUUUUGAUAAACAAAAUUGGCAAAAUGCUCUAGAUUAUUUAAAUCGUACAUUGAAAAUGUAUCAAUGUUUAUUAUCUACUAAUAUAAAUCAUUAUGAUAUUGCUAUGUGUUAUGGUGAUAUUGGUAAUGUAUAUGAAAAAAUGAAUAAUUUAGAUUUAGCAUAUAAUUAUUAUGAUCAACAAUUUCAAAUUGAAGAACAAUAUUUAUUAUUUAAUCAUCCAAAUCUUAUUAUACAUUUUGAUCAUAUAAUAAAUAUAUUAAAAAAGAAUAAUAAUAUUGAAAAAGCAAUUGAAUUAUGUCAAAAAAAAUUAUCUAUAUUAAAAAAUAUUUUUGGAAUUGAAUAUGAAUAUAAUUUACGUAUAGCUCGUAUAUUAGUAUUAAUAGCAACAUUAUAUGAAGAUAAAAAUCCACUUGAAUCUCAUCAAUAUUAUCAACAAGCAUUAGAUAUAUUUGAACAUAAUAAAAAUGAAGAUACAUUUCAAAUAUGUCUUUCAACAAUGAUAAAUUUCUAUUGGAAAUGUCGAAUGUUUGAUCGUGCAUUAAUAUGUCAAAUGAAAUUACUUAAUAUUCGACGUUCAAUAUUAUCAUCUAAUCAUCAUGAUAUAGGAUAUAGUUUACGUGAUUUAGCACGACUUUAUCGAGUUAUGAAUAAAUCAAAUGAAGCAUUACAAUAUUUUGAACAAAGUUUACAUAUUUUACAAUCAAAAUAUGGAUCUGAACAUAUAGAUGUUAAAAAUAUACAAAAAGAAAUUAUUGAUUUAAAAGAUAUAAUUAAAUCAAUAUCAUCUAAUGCUGAUGAAGAUUAUAAUUAUCGUCGAAAUUCGAAUGCACAUAAAUCAUUCUUUAUAAUGCCACAAAAUGAUUCAAAUUCACAAUCAUCUACAUCAAGUUGGAAUACAAAAAAUAAAUCAUCAAGAUCAAACUCUACGAGUGCAAUUUGUAUUAUUAUAUAA
Messenger RNA from Rotaria sp. Silwood1, 2796 nucleotides. The record is from the annotation of a GenBank genome assembly. Lineage: Eukaryota; Metazoa; Rotifera; Eurotatoria; Philodinida; Philodinidae.